Messenger RNA from Aspergillus mulundensis, 747 nucleotides. RefSeq lists its product as uncharacterized. The record is from RefSeq and is a predicted model, not a curated record. Lineage: Eukaryota; Fungi; Ascomycota; Eurotiomycetes; Eurotiales; Aspergillaceae. The transcript has 5 exons. Bases 1 to 747 code for a protein of 248 amino acids.
AUGUCGCUAUCCCCAGAUGCACUGGCGACGCUCCUGGCCCAGCCGGCUUUGGCGCCUCCGGACGGUGUGACGCCGAACUUUGAUAAUCCGUCGAAUGGCAAUCACCUUGCAUAUGUGGUGACGACAUUUUGCACCGUGGUCUCAACGCUUUGUCUCCUGCUGCGGCUGUUUGCGAAAGGAUGGCUCGAAAAGAAAAUCCGCGUCGAGGAGGUCUUGAUGCUUGGCGCCUAUGGCGCCUACUGGGGAACCGCAUAUGCAGGCUACGCGCUGAUCGAUACGCCAGGCUACUACGUGCACACCUGGAACCUGCACAACAAAGACCUAAUCCGACCUCUUUACCUCAUCCUCGUCUACGGCUGCUGCUACUCGACCGUCCUCCCGCUCAUCAAAACCGCCAUCCUGCUCGACUGGAUCCGCAUCUUCGUCCCCAUCGACCGCACCCGCAGCAUCUUCUGGUGGGGGUGCAUAUCCGUAAUAACCCUGCAAUCCGUCUGGGGCAUAUUGUGUAUUCUCCUCCUAAACAUGCAGUGCCGCCCGCACGCCGCCAUCUGGGAGUUCUACCUCCCCGCGAAAUGCUACAACCUGCCGAAAGUCAUGCUCGUGUCCGCGAGCGUCCAGGUCGCCAGCGAUAUCAUCAUGUGCUUCCUCCCGCAACGCAUCAUCUGGAAUCUGCAGAUGAAUUGGCAGAAGAAGGCGGGCGUCAGUGUGAUUUUCGGCUGUCCCGUGUCUGUCGAAGUUGAUCGUUGA